AUGUUUCUCAAAGUGUGCAUCGGUGUGAUUCUGGCUUUGACCGUCUUCCCAGUUGACGGGGAAAAGAACGACUUGAACGACAUUUCGAUCAGCUGUACAGCCAAUGGAACGAUAAUCUUGCAAACAACUCUCGAUCUUGACCACAAAUAUGAAAUCAACUCAUCUAAAAGCAAAAUCACCGCCAAAGGGAAGCUCUAUGGAACCGGAACGAUCACGAUUUCAACUCCCACUUCGCUUAGCUUGGGUAACAAGAAUAUCUUCACCGUCAAACUCAAGGGAUCAUCUGAUGAUUUCGUUCGUGAUGUGAAACGCCCGAAGGCAAGCGCUGAAGAAGCGUAUGUCUGGAACUGGGGAACGGCAGACAUCCAAAAACGGAAUGAGCUCAUGUCAGGAGCACUUGUUGUCGGAGCAUGCAUCAUUAUCGUGAUGGGAUUAAUCAUUAGCCUUUGCAUUGCAUGUGUUUGUUGU
Molecule: messenger RNA, 468 nt
Organism: Mesorhabditis belari
Lineage: Eukaryota; Metazoa; Nematoda; Chromadorea; Rhabditida; Rhabditidae
Source: the annotation of a GenBank genome assembly